Hevea brasiliensis (rubber tree) is the source of this 1606-nucleotide messenger RNA. RefSeq names its product protein NDL1-like. The record is from RefSeq and is a predicted model, not a curated record. The transcript has 5 exons. Bases 1049 to 1606 code for a protein of 185 amino acids. NCBI's taxonomy places the organism in Eukaryota, Viridiplantae, Streptophyta, Magnoliopsida, Malpighiales, Euphorbiaceae.
GUAUUAUUUAUUUCAAAGUUAGGUAAGGUUUCCUGUUUAAUACAUAUACACCAAACGUUUUGACAUGUGCAGCGUGUAAAAUAUAUAUAUAUAUAAAAUAAAAUAAGAUUACAAUGGACCAAUCAUGUUUUGUCCUUCUCUUACCCAUAGCUCGCGUUCCAGUAUUUUCCAACCAAAAACUUUCCUCCAUUGUUUCCAAUUAACAGCUUCACCACUUUAACAAAUUUUCAAUCCCAGCAGCCCUUUGGUGCAAGACCAACUCGAGGGACCAUGGUGGUGAAGGAAAAUGGUGCAAAGGAGCAAAUCGUGUGGAUUAAGGGUGUGGAAGAGAAACCCAUGCUGUAAGUUUCAAGGCCCCUCGCCGGCGUUCAUGGUCACCAGUCACCAUAGGACUAACGGGAAGUGACUCCUAAUGACCCCAGCUACCCAAAUCGGCCAUUAGGACUUGGUUCCAUGGAGUUCCGAUGAGAUUAAGAGAAAGAGGAGAGAGAAAGUUGAGGCAGUGAACUUUCUGGCCGUUUUCCCGGCGAUCCGUCCGUCGGAUAAAAAUCUGAGACCACCGAUGGACUCAGAAUGGCGAAAUAUUUGAGAUAGGACUGGUCCCGCUUUCCGUGGCCGUUCCUUCUUCAUUCAUGGUUGCAGACUAUGAUUUUAAUUUCUACCUGCAUGUUUAUAAAAUGCAAGCCAUAUUUGCGUCAUCCAGGGUUAUAUGGAAAGCUGAACUGUAACAGUUAAAAGAAUUCAAUUAGAAAUGAAAAAUUCUUAUCCAAAUACGUGUAAAUGUGCAUUUCCACUGUGAUUAUCUUUUUUUAGUCAUGUAAUUAUCGCUUGUUAAUCGACCUUUAAAUGACAUCAAACCAGAGCUGCAUCAUCCAUGCGGGUUUGGGCUGACAUCUAUAACAUUUCUUUCCUAGAAGUGGAGAUUAACAAAAAUAAGAAUAAAGUAAAAGAUACACAUGCUUAUGUCAAUUGAGACAUUUGCUUAGAACUUUUAUGAACUUUGACCUUUUUUUUCCAGGUAUUAUUAAAUUUGUUAUACUUCUAUGGUAUGUGUGGUGUACUGAAGGAGUGCCUUAUCCAGCGCUACUUCAGUAAGGAAAUUAGGUGUGGUGUGCAUGGCGCAGAAUCAGACAUCAUUCAAGCAUGUAGAAGGUUGCUGGAUGAGAGGCAAAGUUUGAAUGUCAUGCGCUUUCUUCAAGCAAUUAAUGAGAGACAUGACCUUACAGACGGCUUGAAGGAGUUGCAAUGCAAGACGCUUAUUUUUGUGGGUGAGAGUAGUCAGUUUCGCGAUGAAUCUGUAUAUAUGAGUGCCAAAAUGGGCAAGAAAAUAUGUGCUCUUGUUGAGGUUCAGGCAUGCGGCUCACUAGUGACAGAAGAACACUCAUAUGCCAUGAUAAUCCCUAUGGAAUUCUUUCUAAUGGGAUUUGGCUACCACAGGCAACCUCAUUUUGCUUCCUCAUCAAGUAAUGGCUCCAACCCAGCCAGUCCCUUGAGCCAUUUUUGUAUAGCACCAGAACUUCUGUCUCCUGAGAGUUUGGGGAUCAAGCUCAAGCCAAUCAAAACACGUGUGAACAUUAAAGUUUCAUGUGUUGAAAUGAUUUCAUGA